Molecule: messenger RNA, 1575 nt
Organism: Aspergillus aculeatus ATCC 16872
Lineage: Eukaryota; Fungi; Ascomycota; Eurotiomycetes; Eurotiales; Aspergillaceae
Product: cytochrome P450
Exons: 6
Coding region: 1-1575 (524 amino acids)
Molecular function (GO): oxidoreductase activity, acting on paired donors, with incorporation or reduction of molecular oxygen, reduced flavin or flavoprotein as one donor, and incorporation of one atom of oxygen; heme binding; iron ion binding
Source: RefSeq, a predicted model, not a curated record
AUGAAACUAAGAACCGUAAUCGAUGCCCUCCCCUGGGUCGCCAUCAUCUAUGUUGUCUUCCGCUUGAUCUCAUCAUUCCUCACUGCCCGCCGCAACGUGGCAAAAGCGCGUGACCUUGGCUGCGAAGAGCCUCCAGUCGAAAAGAACCGCUGGCCCUUCGGAAUCGAUAGUGUGCGACGCUCCCUCGAAGCCGAUCGAGCCCAACAAUUCCCCGCGGAUGUGCUCCAGCGCUUCCAGGAGCUCGGGACAUAUACCUACCGCUACAAUGUUCUGGGCUCGAAGAACCUUCGGACGGCAGACCCUAAGAACAUCCAAGCAAUUUUAGCAACCCAGUUUAAUGACUUCGAUCUUGGACCCACGAGACGAGGCAAUUUCUUCCCCAUGCUGGGCGAUGGCAUUUUCACUUCUGACGGAGCAUACUGGAAACAUUCCCGGGCCAUCAUGCGACCGCAAUUCACCAGGGACCAAGUGAGUGACCUGGACCUGGAGGAGACCCAUGUGCAGAACAUGAUGCGAGCACUGGAGCCAUCGAUCAAGACCGACGGCUGGAUCGAGAAAGUAGACCUCCUCCCCUAUUUCUUCCGCCUGACGCUGGACUCGGCCACCCAAUUUCUCUUUGGGGAGUCCGUCGACAGCCAGCUGCAGUCUCUCCGGCAGACCGACGAGGAUGACAAGAGCGAGGAGAGUGGGGAGGCCAAGUUCGCGCGCGCGUUCGAUGCCGCUCAGUCGGCGCUCGCCACCCGCCUCCGGUUCAUGGACCAAUACUGGCUCUACGACUCGCGGGAAUUCCGGCAGGCGUGCGGCGUGGUCCACGAGUUCGUCGACCAUUUCGUGCGCCUCGCCCUCUCCAAGAACCUCCGCGCGAAGGAGCAGCUCUCCCAAAACGAGCCGUAUGUCUUUCUCGAGGCCCUGGCGGCGGAAACGCAGGACCCGCUGGAGCUGCGCUAUCAACUGCUGAAUCUGUUGCUGGCGGGCCGGGACACAACCGCCUCGCAUCUUGGCUGGGUAUUUUACGAACUCUCCCGCGACCCCGAGCGCUACCAGAAACUGCGCAACAACAUCCUCGCCGACUUCGGGCCCUACGACCAACCGCAGGAGAUCACCUUCGCCAAACUCAAGGACUGCAAGUACUUACGGUAUGUGAACGACGAAGCCCUGCGCCUGCACCCGGUGGUGCCCUUCAACGCCCGCUACGCCAACAAGGACACCACGCUGCCUUGCGGCGGCGGCAAGGACGGGAAAUCCCCCGUCUUCGUCCCCAAGGGAACCACGUGCGACUACGGCGUGUACGUGAUGCAUCGCCGCAAGGAUCUGUGGGGCGCGGAUGCGGACGCCUUCCGGCCUGAGCGGUGGGAGGGCAGGAAGGUUGGCUGGGAGUAUUUGCCGUUCAACGGCGGCCCGAGAAUCUGUAUUGGCCAGCAGUUCGCCCUCACUGAAGCCAGCUACGUGACGGUGCGGUUGCUGCAGCGGUUCGAUCGGGUGGAGAUUUUGGAUGCGAGCGAGGUCCUCCGGCAUAACCUGACCUUGACUAAUUGCAUUGCCAAUGGGGUCAGGGUGCGGAUGCAUGCUGCGUGA